Molecule: messenger RNA, 1155 nt
Organism: Arachis stenosperma
Lineage: Eukaryota; Viridiplantae; Streptophyta; Magnoliopsida; Fabales; Fabaceae
Exons: 3
Coding region: 1-1155 (384 amino acids)
Source: RefSeq, a predicted model, not a curated record
AUGAUGAAGCCCAGAGAUAAUGAUGGAGAAACUCAUGAAAAAUCAAGAGAUGGCAAGACAAGAUCAAGAAGCAGCAAGAAAAGAUCAAGCCACAACAAGCAAAAACCAAGAAGCUUCAAUCAAAAAUCUCGAGAGCAUAUGGAACAAAUGGCUAAACGAAUUACAGAUGCAUCCCCAAGUGCCACUCAAGACCACCCAAGGGACAAAGGAAAAGCUACAAAGUGGGAUGAGUGUAAAGCAAUCAUAGUGGAAAGUGAGAAGAAAGCCAUCAAUCAGGAAGAACACAACAGAGAAGUUCCACAAGAAGAGACAGAAGAGAGAAGUGAAGAGGAUCAGAAAAUCAAGAAUGCAAAAAGCUCAAAGAGAGAUAAGGACAUUCUUGAAACACAACUACAAGAGAAGAAGGAAAGGAUGCCAGUGUAUGCCAAAUUUAUGAAGGAAGUGCUGACAAAGAAAAAGUCCCUAAAAGAAGGACAAAUUGUUGAGAUGACAAAGGAAUGUAGUGCUAUUCUCCAAAGAGAGUUACCAGAGAAGAAAGAUGAUCCUGGGAGUUUUUAUAUACCUUGCACUAUAGGAGACAUAACAAUUGAAAAGUCAUUCUGUGACCUUGGUGCAAGCAUAAACUUGAUGCCUUUGUCUCUAAUGAGGAAACUUCGAAUUUGUGAGCUGAAAUCCACACGAAUACUCCUUCAAAUGGCUGACAAAUCCAUCCAGCAAGCAGUUGAAGUUGUAGAGAAUGCGCUGGUAAAAGUGGGAAAAUUUCUUCUCCCAGCUGAUUUUGUCAUUCUGGAUAUGGAGGAGGACCCUAACACCCCCAUCAUCCUAGGGAGGCCUUUUUUUGCUACGGGCAGAGCACUGAUAGAUGUUGAAAAAGGGGAAUUGUUGCUGAGAGUGCAUGAUGAGCACCUAGCAUUCCAUGUGUUUAAAACCCCACAUGAGCCCACUCAAGAAGAAGAGUGUACGGAGGAUAAGGCCAGAGAUCAAAGUUUGAAGGAGGUAGUCAAUGAGUUAGCUCCAAGACUUCCAAAUCCAUGCUUGAAAGAAGUAGAGAUGGUGCAACAGACCAAAGAAAUCAAGGAGGAACUAGAUCCAAAACUUCCAGAUGAGAAAUUCAACAUCUCAGAUAAGGAACCACCAAGGCAGGGAUUUUUCUAG